GUGCGCCCCCGCCCCUCCCCCCGCGGCGGGAGCACCUCCGCUCGCCACCUGGGGACCCGCGCCGCGCUCCCCGCCCCCGCCCGCCCGGCGCCCAUCCCCCGCGCCCUCCGCUCGCUGGGGUUAUAAUUGCCUCUCACCCCCCGGAGGGGUUAUUUUGGGGGUGGUUGGAGGCGGUGGCGGCGGCGGCGAGGAGGGGAAUUUCCUUGUGCCUCCAUUCCCGGGAGGGGGGAGCGGCGUUGGAGGCCACCGUUUCCAGAGUUUCACUCUGUCACCCAGGCUCGAGUGCAGUGGCGUGUUCUCGGCUCACUACAACCUCCGUCCUCUGGGCUCAAGCAGUCCUCGCAUCUCAGCCUCCCAAGGAGCUGGGACCUCAGCAUCAACAACAGCAACUUGUGAUUGGCGGUGACCGGAUAUUCAGUUGCACAUCCCCACAUCAAUGCACUGCCAAUGGGUUAUAUCCUGUGUUGUGACCUCAUGGUUUAAGUGGGAAUAAAGAUGAGUAUAAGCAGUGAUGAGGUCAACUUCUUGGUAUAUAGAUACUUGCAAGAGUCAGGAUUUUCUCAUUCAGCAUUUACCUUUGGUAUAGAAAGCCAUAUCAGUCAGUCCAAUAUAAAUGGUGCCCUCGUCCCACCCGCUGCAUUGAUUUCUAUCAUCCAGAAAGGUCUACAGUAUGUAGAAGCAGAAGUUAGUAUUAAUGAGGAUGGUACCUUGUUUGAUGGUCGACCAAUAGAGUCUCUGUCCCUGAUAGAUGCCGUAAUGCCUGAUGUAGUACAAACAAGACAACAAGCUUAUAGAGAUAAGCUUGCACAGCAACAGGCAGCAGCUGCUGCAGCUGCCGCAGCUGCAGCCAGCCAACAAGGAUCUGCAAAAAAUGGAGAAAACACAGCAAAUGGGGAGGAGAAUGGAGCACAUACUAUAGCAAAUAAUCAUACUGAUAUGAUGGAAGUGGAUGGGGAUGUUGAAAUCCCUCCUAAUAAAGCUGUUGUGUUGCGGGGCCAUGAAUCUGAAGUUUUUAUCUGUGCCUGGAACCCUGUUAGUGAUCUCCUAGCAUCAGGGUCUGGAGACUCAACAGCAAGAAUAUGGAAUCUUAGUGAGAACAGCACCAGUGGCUCUACACAGUUAGUACUUAGACAUUGUAUACGAGAAGGAGGGCAAGAUGUUCCAAGCAACAAGGAUGUCACAUCUCUAGAUUGGAAUAGUGAAGGUACACUUCUAGCAACUGGUUCCUAUGAUGGGUUUGCCAGAAUAUGGACUAAAGAUGGUAACCUUGCUAGCACCUUAGGGCAGCAUAAAGGCCCUAUAUUCGCAUUAAAAUGGAAUAAGAAAGGAAAUUUCAUCCUAAGUGCUGGAGUAGACAAGACUACAAUUAUUUGGGACGCACAUACUGGUGAAGCCAAGCAACAGUUUCCUUUUCAUUCAGCACCAGCAUUGGAUGUUGAUUGGCAGAGCAACAACACCUUUGCUUCUUGUAGUACAGAUAUGUGCAUUCAUGUCUGUAAAUUAGGACAAGACAGACCUAUUAAAACAUUCCAAGGACAUACGAAUGAAGUAAAUGCUAUCAAAUGGGACCCAACUGGCAAUCUCUUGGCCUCCUGUUCUGACGACAUGACUUUAAAGAUAUGGAGUAUGAAACAAGACAAUUGUGUCCAUGAUUUGCAAGCACAUAAUAAAGAAAUUUAUACUAUCAAAUGGAGUCCAACAGGACCAGGGACUAAUAAUCCAAAUGCCAACCUUAUGUUAGCAAGUGCAUCCUUUGAUUCUACUGUUAGGUUAUGGGAUGUAGACCGAGGGAUAUGCAUCCAUACCUUGACAAAACACCAAGAGCCUGUGUACAGUGUAGCUUUCAGUCCUGAUGGCAGGUAUCUGGCAAGUGGUUCUUUUGACAAAUGUGUACACAUCUGGAACACGCAGACAGGUGCUCUAGUUCACAGCUAUAGGGGAACAGGUGGAAUAUUUGAAGUUUGCUGGAAUGCAGCAGGAGACAAAGUUGGAGCCAGUGCAUCAGAUGGUUCAGUUUGUGUAUUAGACCUUCGGAAAUAGCGCUACUAGUUGGAAGCCAUGGACCGACUAUGAAUGUGUACAUAGCCAAAAUGACUGUCCCUGACCCAUGUACUGCUAUAGUCCCACUUGAACCAUGGCCAGUCCACUACAGCCAAAUCUAAAAGAAAUAUAUACAUACAGUGUAUAUAAACAAAAUUGCACCCUGAAGAUGACAGAGUUUUGUCACAGCUUGUGAAUUCUGUUCACCAAGUGCUGGAAUCUAAUCUGCUGUGCCCCUAAAAUAGCAUUUAGAAGUUUUGGAUAUGAAAAACAGAAGAGAGAAAAAUAUACAUUAUAAAAGCAGAACAUACAUGUACCAGUUUUUGGAUACUAAAUGACAGCCUUGUUUCUCCCCUUUGAAUCAGCAGACACCAUGGAUUAUAUUCUUUUUUUCCCUUCAGUAGUGAGCAGUUUGUAUGUACAGAGAAAAUGGACUUACAAAAACUUGCAGCAGUAGUUUGUUCUUGCUUUUAAAAUUUCGUUUUUGGUUUAGAUUAUGGAUGCAUGAAGUAAGGGAGUGAAUCAGUUUCUUGUUUAUAUUUUUUUCACCUUUUAAACAAAAAAUUCUUUAAAAUAUUUUAAUGCAUUCUUUUGAAGAGGUAGAUGUUUGGUACAUUUUAUGGCUCCCAGAGCAUAUAUUCAGUUGGUGCAUGUUAUGGAAGGGGGAAUUGGAAAUUAAAUGAAAACCUAUGACUUUGGUCAUGUCAAUCUGUAAGACACAUCAGUAAAAGGGUAUUAUGCUCUGUUGGUUUUGUUUUUUUUGUUUUGCUUUUUUUUUUUUUUUUUCUUUUUUGUUUUUUGGUGAUGUGGCUUAAAUGCAAUAGUUUCUUUUUUGGGACAUAUUUCUGCCAAUUAAAGACUAGAAGGGCACAAAUUUUUUUUUAAUUACCAUAGAGAAGAUACAUUAAAAAAAAAAAUCUUCUGAUGUUUUGUAGCCAUAACUAAAUUAUGGUAAAAAUGUGCACUAUUGUGAAAAGGAGCAACGUAGUUUUGGGUUUUUUGUUGUUUGUUUGUUUUGCUUUGUUUUUUAAGAGAUUAAAAUGUUUCUGGAUAAGGAUUAGCUUCUCGAAGUGUCCAUCAUUCUGUGUAGAAGCUUAAAUAUGUAAUGUAACCAAACUCCAGUAUUAAAAAUCUCUCAUGUUGUUUUCUUUAUACAAAGCAAGAUAACGGCAUAUAACACUGCCAUUACAUGGCAAAAUGUUUGCUACCUUAGUUUAAAAAACAAUCUCAAACAAAAGACUUGCUUCAAGGUGUUUUUAAAUAGCAGUGAUUCAGAAUUUUUUUUAUGAAAGUAUAAUUGCACUAACCUUCUUCCUGCUGCUCUGAUUCUGCAUUUGUGGUACUUGUGACUACGUUUUUUCAAAUAUAGAUAGAUUUAAGCUGCUAAUUUUUUUUUCAGUAAUCACUACUAUAUCAUGUCUUUUACUCUGUUUAUAAUAUCAAGUAUUUUCUUAAAGAUAUAGAUAUUAAACCUUGUGCUCAUGCAACUUAGAGUAACAUAUACAGACAAAUGAUUGCAUGAGGCCAUGUUUAUAUGUGUGACUAAUAAGGCUUGUCAUGAUUAACAUAAUCCAGGUAUGUCAUUUCUGAAGAGAAUAGUCAUCAAAUUUAUAUCUCGAAGAUUUUAAUUAAGGAAUUGCUUAUUGUUGAGCUUAGCAAAUUAAUAACACUAUUUCUGUCACUAAUUAUUUUGAGGCCUUUUAGUACUAAAAUUUUAACCUGUGUUCUAAGUAGAAACUGAUUUAACCCAAGUAAUGCAGCUUUGAUUUUCAGCAUUCGUUGCUUUGCUAUUUUUACAAAACAGCAUUGAUUGAAGCAAGUCUUGGUUUUACUAAGGUAGGGUAGCAUUUGCUAUUGGUAAAGAGAAUAAAUACACUUAAUUUCACAAUACAUUGUUAUAUGUACCCCAGUUGUUGUUAGUGGGGACUAUGAUACUGUAAUAAUAUUUUUAAAAAUUUACAUCAAGAGAGGCAGUCAUUCACGAUGGUUUUGUGCCAGCUCUUUUUAGGGUUUUGGAUCACAUUAGAGAUAUUUAGAACAUAUUACCCUGUGACUUACGUAGGAAACCUAAUAUGCUGAGUAUCUGGCACUUGAAUUCCUGCUUUUAUUGCUGGAGGUCCACAUCUGUGGUUGACCUCUGUUAUUGUUUAAAAAAAAUAAAUAAAAAUUAAAAAAAUCUGUGCAAUAAUCUUAAAAUGUGCUCCCAGGAAUAGACACAAAUGUUUUGAGUAUCUUUUAAGCUGCAUUUUCCUUUAGUGAUGCAUUUGUCAAUUGCACUGAAUUUAAAUCUGAAAGUCAGAGGUGAUUAUUGAUAGUACUUUUGUAUUUUGAUAUGGACAGUUUAUUCAUUUGCAUACAGUUAUUGACUUUUUCCCAGCUGAUUAAAAGAUAGUCAAGAAAUUCUGCAAUAUAGCUGCUAAAAUAGACAGCUACAUUUUUAUGAUAUUGUCAUCUUUUCUGUUUUUUUUCUUUUUUUUUCUUUAGCUAUUUUACUUAAGCAUAAUAGCCACAAUAGGACAUAUAAAAGAUUAUAAAUACAGAGCUUUAUUAUCCUGACGUCUUGGGUCUUUUAAGUAUAUACUUUUCUGAAAGGUAUCCAUUUUGUAGGCUUGGGUUCUUCAUGAGCAUACGAUUGUUUAUUUUUGCUGCUGUUCUCAACAUCAUCAUUGCCUGCUGAUGUGCCACGAUGCUGCUCCAAUAGACAGAAAUAAGAUUGUCUCUAAUUUGAGCAGUAACAUGAUUGCAAGAGACCAAGUUUCACAGCUUGUAAAGUUCUGUAUUUGGGAUUCUUGCUUAUUUUUCCGCCUGUGUUUUUCUGAGAACUUAUUCCUGAUGAUCAAUUGAAUCCAGUAGUUUUUCUAUGCUAUUUGUUGUUGUAUAAGCUACUGUAAGAAACUUAUCAUAAGGAAAAAUAGAAAGGAAAACUUGAAUCAAUACUCAUUGAUUAAAAUGGAAUAAAGAAAGAGCAGCUGCCACUUUUAAACAACAUAAAGGAAUAUCUUGUUUUGUCUCCGUGUAGGAAAUCCCAUAAGUUCUUAUAUUCGUUCCAAUUCCCAUUUCCUGCCAUUGACCAGAUAACAUCAUUGACUUUCAAAUGACUUUUAGAAGUGGUAACUCUUAAUUUCCUAAUAGAUACUAGAUUGUAUUGAAUUCUGUUUUAAUUAUUCUCUAGGUAAGUAUGUUUUAGGAUUAAAUACCUUUUACAGAUACUGAAAGUGCCUCCUUUUGUGGUGUAAAAAAACAAAUUAUGGUGCAAAAAGUAAUCACUAGAUUGAAUUACAUGAAGGUUUUUUGCUUUUUGACAUACGAAAAUGUCAAGAGAAAGGCCAAAGAUUUGUACUUUUUCACUUACAAAGCACUCCUUUUUCCCUUAAACUUCUUUCUGUCAAAUUAGAUUUAAUGAGAGAGUACUAUUUUUAAGGAGCUAUCUGUUUAUGUAGAAUGAUUUUGUUAAGAGUAAUGUAAACUAUUAUUGAGUAGAGGCCUAAAGAGGACUGUGCAUUUUUGCUAUUUAAAGGAAUCACAAAUGAUCAUACUUAAGUGAGCAAAAAUGACAAGUUUUACUAGCUAAGUAGAGAAAUAAAUCUCAAAUGCAGCGCUACAAUUUUCAUUAUCUUAAGCACAAUGUACAUUUCUACAGAACCUGUGAUUAUUCUCGCAUGAUAAGGAUGGUACUUGCAUAUGGUGAAUUACUACUGUUGACAGUUUCCGCAGAAAUCCUAUUUCAGUGGACCAACAUUGUGGCAUGGCAGCAAAUGCCAACAUUUUGUGGAAUAGCAGCAAAUCUACAAGAGACCCUGGUUGGUUUUUCGUUUUGUUUUCUUUGUUUUUUCCCCCUUCUCCUGAAUCAGCAGGGAUGGAAGGAGGGUAGGGAAGUUACGAAUUACUCCUUCCAGUAGUAGCUCUGAAGUGUCACAUUUAAUAUCAGUUUUUUUUAAACAUGAUUCUAGUUAAAUGUAGAAGAGAGAAAAAAGAGGAAGUGUUCACUUUUUUAAUACACUGAUUUAGAAAUUUGAUGUCUUAUAUCAGUAGUUCUGAGGUAUUGAUAGCUUUCUUUAUUUCUGCCUUUACGUUGACAGUGUUGAAGCAGGGUGAAUAACUAGGGCAUAUAUAUAUUUUUUUUUUUGUAAGCUGUUUCAUGAUGUUUUCUUUGGAAUUUCCGGAUAAGUUCAGGAAAACAUUCUGCAUGUUGUAUCUAGUCUGAUGUACUUAUCCAUCUCAUUACAAACAAAAACACACAGACUGCAUUUGUAGCUCUGUAAUCCUUGAAUACGGAAGUAAAUUUUCUUCUUUCCUGACUUUGACAUUGUAGCUAUACUGUUUCCAUUUUUAUUUUUACAAAUCCUUUGGGUCUAAUUCUGUGAGCCUACCUAUAGCACUGGAUUAAAAUGUCUGCAUCAUUUCUUUAGUUAUCCAGUUAACUUUAAAACUGUUGUAAAAGUGUAAACCAGCCCAUGACAGGUUUUUGUACAUGUUAAAGAACUUCAUUGUUCAGUUUUCAUGAUUAUUGUAUAAGGAAGACUGAUAUAGAUGUUCUAUGCUGUCCUGGACCAUGUUAAUUACACUUACGAUGUAUUUUGGUUCCACAUCACAAUGAUUUGUCCCCAGUGACCCUUUUAUCCUUUCUAGGCACAUUUUUUUUUGUUGUUGUUGUUGCAGUUCCCCUUUGCAUUGUAUUGCUUUGACAACUGUAAUUUGAAUCAGAUCUGAAAGAGGUCCAGAAUAAAAUAUAUUUUGAUAUUA
This is a messenger RNA of Pan troglodytes (chimpanzee), 6783 nucleotides long. RefSeq names its product TBL1X/Y related 1 (gene TBL1XR1). Gene Ontology annotation, cellular component: histone deacetylase complex. NCBI's taxonomy places the organism in Eukaryota, Metazoa, Chordata, Mammalia, Primates, Hominidae. The record is from RefSeq and is a predicted model, not a curated record. The transcript has 17 exons. Bases 496 to 2040 code for a protein of 514 amino acids. Gene Ontology annotation, molecular function: transcription corepressor activity; protein binding. Gene Ontology annotation, biological process: regulation of transcription by RNA polymerase II.